UUUGAAUAACACAAAAUACAAAUACAAAUUGAUGAAGAAAUCCGAGAUUACUGAAUGCUCGUCCUCUUCUUCCUCCUCGAACCCUGCCGCCGCUGCUCCUCCUCCCGUGUCUCCGAUUGGCAGCGUCGAAUUUACCACUGACUCUAAUGGUUUGGAGAAGAUUGUUCUUCGUGGCCCCCGGAGAAGUACUGCUGAGGUGUUUUUGUACGGAGCUCAGGUGAUUUCUUGGAAAAAUAAAUUGGGAGAAGAAUUAUUGUUCGUAAGCACAAAGGCUGUGUUUUCUCCUCCGAAGCCGAUUCGCGGCGGAAUUCCAAUAUGCUUCCCACAAUUUCUGAACAAUGGAAUGAUCGAGCGGCAUGGAUUUGUAAGAACAAGAUUCUGGAGAAUAGAUUUGAAUCCUCCUCCUCUUCCAACCGCCGCCCCUUGCAGCUCAUCUAUCGAUCUGAUUCUCGACGAACAAGAUCGGUGGACAUGGCCUCACAAAUAUGAAUUUCGUCAUAGAGUUGCAUUGGGAUACGAAGGGGAAUUACGAUUGACAUCUCGUAUUAGAAACAUAAGGCCUGAUGGGAAGUCAUUUUCGUUUACAUUUGCUUAUCUUCCAUAUUUGUUUGUUUCGGACAUAAGCGAAGUGCGUAUUGAGGGAGUGGAGACGCUCAAUUAUCUUGAUCACUUGCGGGAUAAGGAACGUGUUACUGAACAAGCCGAUGCUAUCACUUUUGAAUCCGAGGUGGACAAGGUGUACGUACUAACCCCGACAAAGAUAGCAAUAUUGGAUCACGAGAGAAAGAAAACAAUAGAACUACGGAAAGAUGGGCUUUUAGAUGCAAUUGUGUGGAAUCCAUGGGAGAAAAAGUCGAAAGCAAUAGAAGACUUUGGGAACCAAGAUUACAAGAGAAUGGUAUGUGUAGGAGCAGCUGCUAUUGAGAAUUUCAUAACACUCAAACCUGGUGAAGAAUGGAAAGGUAGAAUGGAACUUAAUUUUGUUCCUUCUAGUUAUUGUAGCGGCCAACUCGAUCCCCAAAAAGCACUUCUUGGUGUUGCCUAAAUCAUUCAAUCAAUCAAUCAAUCAAUCCUUUUUCUCCACACGAUCCCAUGCAUAGCCAAGAUUAGUUCUCUCUCCCUUUUUUUUCUGCUUCACAUUUAUGGAAGAAAUUUUUGAAGCCAAAUUACAAAAAAUGGUGAAUCAUAUCAUCAUCAAGGGAGAGGUUUUGAUAAGAAGAUCUUCUGUUUGAUUUAGAGUGUUUUAGAUAUAUCAUAGCAAUAAUGAUAAAUAUGAAAAGUACAAAAAUAACAGACAUAUCAAUUCAAUUGCAUAUAUACAACACAUAUAGAUUUGAGGUUU
Molecule: messenger RNA, 1342 nt
Organism: Cucumis melo (muskmelon)
Lineage: Eukaryota; Viridiplantae; Streptophyta; Magnoliopsida; Cucurbitales; Cucurbitaceae
Product: putative glucose-6-phosphate 1-epimerase
Exons: 9
Coding region: 32-1045 (337 amino acids)
Biological process (GO): carbohydrate metabolic process
Molecular function (GO): isomerase activity; carbohydrate binding
Source: RefSeq, a predicted model, not a curated record